This is a messenger RNA of Lytechinus variegatus (green sea urchin), 2134 nucleotides long. RefSeq names its product arylsulfatase A-like. Lineage: Eukaryota; Metazoa; Echinodermata; Echinoidea; Temnopleuroida; Toxopneustidae. Gene Ontology annotation, molecular function: arylsulfatase activity. The record is from RefSeq and is a predicted model, not a curated record. The transcript is spliced from 5 exons. Bases 358 to 1941 code for a protein of 527 amino acids.
UCAAUUUCCAUUCCUCCCUUUGUGAUUAGGAGAAGGCAUGCUUGCAUGGUCUCACCUUUUGUUACCCAAAACAUAAAGUGAGCUCAGAUAAAAACCAUUUACUUUUGCUGCUAGCAAGGAGAUUAUUGACUUAAAUGUGCACUCUCUUUCAUCUUCUUGUACACAAUUGUACCUGUUGAUCAAUAUUCUUUGGGAAUGAGUCCUUUUUGAAUGCAUCUUGUCUGGAAAGUAUUCCUUGGUUGUCUGUCCCUACAUCCUUGGUGUUAAUUCAUGGCAUUUUUCUUCUUCAAGACAUUUGAAGGAAAUGACCUGAACAGCUAGAGCAAGUACAGACUAUAUGAAUGGACUAUCUAAAGGAUGAAUUCUCUAUUGUUAGAAAUAUCAGUUUUUCUCUGCACCUUUGUGGCUUGUCAUGGGGUGGACAAGGCAUCUCUGCCCAACAUAGUCAUUCUCUUUGCUGAUGACCUUGGAUAUGGAGACCUAGAAGUCUACGGACAUCCGACGUCGUCAACUCCAAACCUCAACAGACUAGCAGAAGGAGGGCUUGUCUUUACCCAGUUCUAUGCAGGUGCUCCUGUCUGUAGCCCUUCCAGGGCAGCUUUGUUGACUGGUCGUUAUGCAGUACGUUCAGGAAUCUACCCUGGAGUUCUAUACCCAGUCAGUACUGGUGGCCUACCCCAUGAUGAAACAACCAUCGCUGAGAUCGUCAAGACCAAAGGCUACAGCACAUCCAUGAUCGGAAAGUGGCAUCUAGGUGUUGGGGAGAAUGGUAUUUAUCUACCAACCAACCAAGGUUUUGAUGAAUAUCUUGGAGUGCCUUACUCACAUGACAUGUGCCCUUGCUACAACUGCUUCUACCCAAAUGAUCCAUGUUGGAGCACCUGUGACUUAAACUUCACCUACUGUCCUUUGUUCCUAAACUCUGACAUUCUGGAGCAACCUGUCGAUCUGACAACCUUGGAUGCAAAGUAUGUCCAACAAGCUAAAACGGUCAUCAAGAGAAACGCCCGAGCAGGCACUCCAUUUUUCCUGUACUAUGCAUUCCAGCAUACUCACACUCCACAGUUUGCAAGUAAGAAGUUCCGCAAUGCAACGGCCAGAGGAACUUAUGGAGACUCACUUGCAGAGCUGGAUUGGUGUGUUGGUCAAGUGAUGGAACAACUCAAGUUGAGUGGAGUCCUUGAUAACACUCUUGUCCUCUUUACAUCUGAUAAUGGACCCAGCUUGCAAAGUGAGAAGAGAGGCGGGGAUGCUGGACUCCUCAAGUGCGGGAAGGGCACCACGUACGAGGGUGGACAGAGGGUACCAGCUAUCGCUUACUGGCCCCAACACAUCGCUCCAGGUCGCACUACUGCACUGGCUAGCAAUUUGGACUUUCUACCUACCAUUGCCAAUCUUGUUGGUGCAGAUCUGCCUUCAGUAACUCUAGAUGGAGUAGACAUGGCACCUAUUCUCUUUGAGGGCAAGAAGGGUACAAGGGAUACAUUCUUCUACUACUACUUUUACCCCUUUCAGAAGAUUGGAAUCUACGCUGUCCGAUACAAUCAAUACAAGGCACACUACUACACCCAGGGUGCUCCCCAGUCAAAUAACAACCAUGACAAGGAUUGUCGGCCUUCACAGUACCCUACCAAACAUAGUCCCCCACUGCUCUACGACCUUAACGUUGACCCUGGUGAGAAAUACAGCCUUCCUCCAAGGGAGUAUCGUGACAUUCUGGUCAAGAUUAAUGAGAUCAAAACACAGUUUGAGGGUACAAUGAUCUGGGGCGAUUCCCAGGUAAAUAAGACGCCAAGUCAAGAUGUGGAACCGUGUUGUAAGAAGGACUGUAUUCCAUUCCCAGAUUGUUGCCAAUGUCAUCAGCGUUCAUGGUCAUCAUCGCUCUUAUUAUCAACCCAUGGCAAUAGAGAUGAUGCCAAAUUAAGAUGGACCAUGGACUGAUUUCACACUAUUUCUGUGACUGAUAAUCUGGCUUGGGUGUCCCAACUGAAUAUUUUAUAUAAUCUACUCACAUGUCAUAAGGACCAAGGUGUAGAAUCCCAUUCAGAGUAUCAAAGCUUUAUACCCUUUUCAUAAACCCAUCCUCCAAUUCGCCGCCUAAGAGUAAUGCGGAUAAUUCAAUAAAAAUUGCGUU